CUCUUGCAUUACUUCUAUCCUGCCCUCCUUUGCAAUCCCGCCUUCUCCCCUGCCCAGUCCGGUGAGGUCAGCUCAUGAAUACCACUGCACUUCCUGGGGAGCGUCUGGCACUGCUUGGUACCUCCAGCGUUCGCCUACUGAGAGCUGCAGCCUUAAGCCCUGCAGUCCACAGCCGAGAAGUAACCGACUCUGAGGGCAAGUGAGUCUUCUGGUUACCGCCAUUGUUUGGAGAAAUUCAGUGGGUGAGAAACUGGGAAGAGCGGGCCCAAAGUCUUGCUCAGCCAGAAGUCGCAUAUAAUACAAAGAAGAUGAAUUUUCCUGGUCUCUGAAAGACACUGGAAUAGACCCUGAGGUUUCCGGAAUAUUGUUGAUUUGCUUCAACUUCUUCCAAACAUCGUCUCUGCUGAGAAUUUAGAAGGGAAGGUUGGUGGCGGUAAGCGGGGAGGCUGAUCUAGGGAUGGACGAUUCCAAAUUUCUUCCGGUAGGGUCUUCCUAAAUCGCCAUGAGUCAGCCACCGACCGGGGGCGCUGCCCCUGCCGCAACCGCAGCUUCUGCCGCCGCCGCAGCCACCGAGGCUCGUCUGCACCCGGAGGGCAGCAGCAGAAAGCAGCAGCGAGCUCAGUCACCAGCUAGACCAAGGGAAAAUUCUCUCCGACAGACAGCCGGGGCCAACCGGUCCGCUGUGGGGGCCGGCACCAAACUCAAUUCUGUUCGGCAGCAGCAGCUGCAGCAGCAGCAGCAGCAGCAGGGUAACAAGGCUACCAGCCGCGCAGCAUCUCAGGCCUGUGCCCGAGGAGGCGGAGGCGGGGCGGAGAAGGCGGCGCCCCUGGCGCCCAAAGGGGCUGCUCCGGGAGCUGUCCAGCCCGCGGCUGGUGCUGAAGCGGCCCCCUUGGCGACCCUGGCCGCUGUGGGCGGCAGGAGGCCAGGGCUGCCGGAGGAGCCAUCCCGUGAGCUAGAAUCCGUGCCCUCGAAAGUCGGGGAACCCCCUCCUCUCAGGGAAGGAGGAGGAGGGGACGGGGAAGGAGGAGGAGCCGGCGGAGGCUCCGGGGAAAGGGAGGGGGGCGCUCCGCAGCCGCCGCCGCCCAGGGGCUGGCGAGGGAAAGGCGUACGCGCUCAGCAGAGGGGAGGCAGCGGCGGGGAGGGGGCCUCCCCUUCGCCAUCCACCUCUUCUGCGGGUAAAACCCCAGCCCCCAGCAGCAGAAACUCCGGAAGCGGCGUUGCGGGGGGCGGCAGCGGCAGUGGAGGGAGCUACUGGAAGGAAGGAUGUCUGCAGUCUGAGCUCAUCCAGUUCCACCUCAAGAAGGAGCGGGCGGCGGCAGCGGCCGCCGCGGCUCAGAUGCAUACUAAGAACGGCGGAGGCGGCAGCAGCAGCCGUAGCUCCCCAGUCGCUGGCGCCCCUGCCAUCUGUGAGCCCCUCAUCCUCCCUUCCACCUCCCCAAUGGCGGCGGCAGCGGAGGGCCCCCAGCAGAGCGCAGAGAGCAGUGGUAGCGGCGGGGGCAUGCAGGCGGCGGCGCCCCCUUCGUCGCAGCCGCACCCGCAGCAGCUCCAGGAACAGGAAGAAAUGCAGGAGGAGAUGGAGAAGCUGCGAGAAGAGAAUGAGACUCUCAAGAAUGAGAUCGAUGAGCUGAGAACUGAGAUGGACGAGAUGAGGGACACUUUCUUCGAGGAGGAUGCCUGUCAACUGCAGGAAAUGCGCCACGAGUUGGAGAGAGCCAACAAAAACUGCCGGAUCCUGCAGUACCGCCUCCGCAAAGCCGAGCGCAAGAGACUCCGCUACGCGCAGACUGGGGAGAUCGAUGGGGAGCUGUUGCGCAGCCUGGAGCAGGACCUCAAGGUUGCAAAGGAUGUAUCUGUGAGACUUCACCAUGAAUUGGAAAAUGUGGAAGAAAAGAGAACAACAACAGAAGACGAAAAUGAGAAACUGAGGCAACAGCUUAUAGAAGUUGAAAUUGCAAAGCAAGCCUUACAGAAUGAACUGGAAAAAAUGAAAGAGUUAUCCUUAAAAAGAAGAGGAAGCAAAGAUUUGCCAAAAUCUGAAAAAAAGGCUCAACAGACUCCCACAGAGGAGGACAAUGAAGAUCUGAAAUGCCAGCUGCAGUUCGUUAAAGAAGAAGCUGCUUUGAUGAGAAAGAAAAUGGCCAAGAUCGAUAAAGAAAAGGACAGAUUCGAACAUGAGCUGCAGAAGUACAGAUCAUUUUAUGGAGAUCUGGACAGUCCCUUACCCAAAGGAGAAGCUGGGGGUCCUCCUAGUACCAGGGAGGCGGAGCUCAAGCUUAGGCUGAGGUUGGUGGAGGAAGAGGCCAACAUCCUGGGCAGGAAAAUCGUUGAACUGGAGGUGGAGAACAGAGGCCUGAAGGCUGAACUGGACGACCUCAGGGGCGAUGACUUCAAUGGGUCGUCCAACCCUCUCAUGAGGGAACAGAGUGAAUCCCUUUCUGAGUUGCGGCAGCACCUGCAGCUGGUGGAGGACGAAACGGAGCUGCUGCGGAGGAACGUGGCAGACUUGGAGGAGCAGAACAAGCGCAUAACUGCGGAACUGAAUAAGUACAAGUACAAGUCUGGAAGCCACGACAGUGCCCGACACCAUGACAGCGCCAAGACGGAGGCCCUGCAGGAGGAGCUGAAGGCUGCACGCCUGCAGAUCAACGAGCUCAGCGGCAAGGUCAUGCAGCUACAGUAUGAGAACCGCGUGCUCAUGUCCAACAUGCAGCGCUACGACCUGGCCUCGCACUUGGGCAUCCGUGGCAGCCCCCGCGACAGCGACGCUGAGAGCGACGCGGGCAAGAAAGAGAGCGACGAUGACUCGCGGCCACCGCACCGCAAGCGGGAAGGGCCCAUCGGUGGCGAGAGCGACUCGGAGGAGGUGCGGAACAUCCGCUGCCUCACGCCCACCCGCUCCUUCUACCCUGCGCCAGGUCCCUGGCCCAAGAGCUUCUCCGACAGGCAGCAGAUGAAGGACAUCCGUUCUGAGGCCGAACGCCUGGGCAAGACCAUCGACCGGCUCAUCGCCGACACAAGCACCAUCAUCACCGAGGCGCGCAUCUAUGUGACCAACGGGGACCUGUUCGGACUGAUGGAUGAGGAGGACGACGGCAGCCGCAUCCGGGAGCAUGAGCUGCUCUACCGCAUCAACGCGCAGAUGAAGGCCUUUCGCAAGGAGCUGCAGACCUUCAUCGACCGCCUGGAGGUGCCCAAGUCCGCGGACGACCUUGGCGCCGAGGAGCCCAUAUCCGUGAGUCAGAUGUUCCAGCCUAUCAUUUUACUUAUUCUCAUUCUUGUAUUAUUUUCAUCGCUGUCUUACACAACAAUAUUUAAACUUGUCUUCCUUUUUACACUGUUUUUUGUACUGUAA
Urocitellus parryii (Arctic ground squirrel) is the source of this 3352-nucleotide messenger RNA. It is a transcript of the gene Mtcl3, whose product is annotated as MTCL family member 3. The record is from RefSeq and is a predicted model, not a curated record. NCBI's taxonomy places the organism in Eukaryota, Metazoa, Chordata, Mammalia, Rodentia, Sciuridae. Gene Ontology annotation, biological process: regulation of autophagy.